This is a messenger RNA of Corythoichthys intestinalis (scribbled pipefish), 6752 nucleotides long. RefSeq names its product fibrillin-3. NCBI's taxonomy places the organism in Eukaryota, Metazoa, Chordata, Actinopteri, Syngnathiformes, Syngnathidae. Gene Ontology annotation, biological process: cell-matrix adhesion. Gene Ontology annotation, molecular function: calcium ion binding. The record is from RefSeq and is a predicted model, not a curated record. Bases 1 to 6588 code for a protein of 2195 amino acids. The transcript is spliced from 26 exons.
AUGCUAAACCACACCUCUGCAGUUGCUGACCUGGAACAAUGUGAAUCUGCAGGCAGCAAGUGCCAUCAACAAGCGGAGUGUCUCAAAGUCCAAAACAAUUUCACCUGUGUGUGUGGCAUGGGCUACCAGGGUGAUGGUGUUAUGUGCAGUGACAUUGACGAAUGCUUUAGCGGCCUGCACAAUUGUCAUGCGAAAGCCCGCUGCAAUAACACGCUUGGCAGCUACAGUUGCUUUUGUCUUAACGGAUUCAUCGGCGAUGGCACUAACUGCCAGGAUAUUAAUGAGUGUCAAAAAGAAAACGGGGGCUGUCACCCCUUCGCAAGCUGCAGCAAUUUCGAGGGUGGACGUCAGUGCCAAUGUAAAGUCGGCUUUGAUGGAAACGGCUUCGAGUGCACUGAUAUAAAUGAAUGCGCCAACCAAAAUAUUUGCCACUGGAAUGCCACAUGCACCAAUAACCCUGGCUCUUAUGUGUGCACCUGUAAUGCUGGCUAUAAGGGCAACGGGAACUACCUGUGUUUGGAUAUCGAUGAAUGUUCAGAGACUCCGCAGGUGUGCUCGUCUUCGCUCGGUUACAAAGGCUGUAAAAAUCUGCCCGGUACAUAUCGCUGCACAUGCAGCAACGGCUUUGAGAGUAAUGGCAAGAGUUGUGUGGACAUUGAUGAAUGCGCAAGCAACAUCUGUAGUUUAUUUGCCGACUGUUCGAACACCAUAGGGUCGUACCAGUGUACGUGCAACGGCGGUUUUGUCGGAAAUGGCCUGACAUGUGUAGAUAUAAACGAAUGUAAUCAGGACAACGACUGCGACCCCAAUUCUGUAUGUAUCAACAGGCUUGGGAGUUAUGAAUGCUCAUGUCUGGAAGGGUUUGUUGGAGAUGGUAGAUUUUGUGAGGAUAUUGAUGAGUGUGGAGAACCAAACAUCUGCCCUUCUACCACUACGUGUGUCAACACUGCUGGGUCAUAUUUCUGCGACUGUGGCAGUGGCUUCAUCUUUAAUAAAUCUGAGUGUCAGGACCUGGAUGAAUGCGAAGCAGGUCUUUGCAGCCCAAACUCUGUCUGCACUAAUUCAAUCGGUACCUUCGCAUGCCAGUGUGCAGCAGGUUACAGAGGAGAUGGCUUCAUAUGUGAUGAUUUGGACGAAUGUUCAGUUCCGACUCUGUGCCACCCCAAUGCUCUUUGCACUAACCUCCCUGGUAUCUACAAUUGCAGCUGCCAGGUGGGUUACUCUGGAGAUGGCGUAAACCAGUGCAGUGAUGUCAACGAGUGUCUGGUGGAUAACGGAGGAUGUAGAAAUAAGGCUACAUGUGUGAACAACUUAGGCUCUUUUACUUGCCUGUGCCAGAAGGGAUUUAUCUUGGUUAACCAGACUAUUUGCCAAGAUGUAAAUGAAUGUGAGGAACAGGACAAUCUAUGUGGUGUCAAUGAAGAAUGCAAGAACAACGAUGGUUCAUAUGAAUGCCCCUGCCAGAUUGGAUAUUACCGCCCCGCCAUAACCAUGGACUGUGUCGAUUUUGAUGAAUGCACAGAAAAUGUAUGCCAUGUUAAUGCAACAUGCCUAAACACGAUUGGCUCCCACACUUGCACCUGUAAGCGUGGCUUUAUAGGCAAUGGAACCCAGUGUGAUGAUAUUGAUGACUGCUCUGUGGUGGACACGUGCCAUCCACAGGCACUAUGCACCAACUUUAUCGGAGGUUUCUUUUGCUCCUGCCUGCAAGGCUUUGAAGGCGACGGCUUCUUCUGUAGGGAUGUGGACGAGUGUAUCCUUUUCGAUACCAUUUGUCCAGAUUUUUCAAAAUGUGUCAACUCCCCAGGAGCACAUGUUUGCUCAUGUUUGAACGGUACAGUUGUGUUGAACGACACUUGUGUGCCACCCAGUCCUCUCUGUAGCCCAGGGUGUCACAUUAAUGGCCUGUGCCACCACACACCUGCUGGACACCAAUGUGUUUGCGACCUGGGUUAUAUUGGUGAUGGGCUGGGUUGCUUUGAUAUAGAUGAGUGCCAGAGGGAAGACAUUUGUCCAGAUAACAAUACAGAAUGUGUAAAUUUCCCUGGUUCGUAUUCCUGUGAUUGCAAGCAAGGCUACACUCUCAGUGGAACUCAGUGCAGUGACUUUGAUGAAUGCCAAGUCCAAAAUGGAGGAUGCCAUAAGGUUGCCAGCUGCAUGAAUAUCCCUGGAUCUUUCAUCUGUGAAUGCCCCAUUGGAAUGGAGGGUAACGGUUUUUAUUGCCAAGAUGUAAACGAAUGCGAGCAGAAUUCCACGAUGCCGCACAACUGCAGCGGCCAGGCAUUGUGCCUCAACACAUAUGGAGCCUACAACUGCCAGUGCCUGGAUGGAUACCGCGGAGAUGGCUUUGAUUGCGACGAUGUGGAUGAAUGCCAAGAUAAUACAACUUGUAGCACAAAUAUGACAUGCAACAACACCAUCGGUUCCUAUUCUUGUCUGUGUAUUGUUGGCCUGGUGUAUGACGAAGGAACAUGUGUGACUCAAGACACCUGCCAGAACAGCAGCUCCAUAUGCCAUCCCCUCUCUGAGUGCCACCACUUUCAGGGUUCCUUCUACUGUCAGUGCAAAGACGGCUACGAAGGCAAUGGUUACGAAUGCUCUGAUGUGGACGAAUGUGACCUAUUCCAAGUUGAAAUAUGCCCUACCUUUUCUUCCUGUAUUAACACUAAUGGCUCCUACCUAUGCGAAUGUUGGAAAGGUUAUCUCAAGAAUGGGACAUACUGUCAGGACAUAGACGAAUGUGCAAUCGGGAACUUCACCUGCCCGGUAAACAGCACGUGCAACAAUGUCAAUGGCAGCUACGAAUGUAUAUGUGACUCGGGCUUCUCCGGCAAUGGAUCCAUCUGUUUGGAUGUGGAUGAAUGCUCUCUCGACUAUAUUCAGUGUCCUAAUUCCUCCAGCUGCCUGAACUCGAUGGGGUCUUUCUCCUGUGAAUGUUGGGACGGUUACCAAUACAAUGGUAGGGUGUGUGAGGAUAUUAAUGAGUGCCAGAAAAACUCUACCUGCCCUGAUUUUAGCACGUGCAUGAACACCAACGGCAGCUUCCAAUAUAUUGAUGAAUGCAACUACAAUACAUCCUGUCGCUUUGAUCAGGUGUGCACCAAUGCUCCUGGGACGUACAACUGCACUUGUCCUUUGGGAUUCCAUGAAGAGGGGGGCAAGAAAUGGCUCAUGGGCUUUGUAAGUAUCGGGCCUCUGUGUGUAGACCUUGAUGAAUGCCAGCAGGCCAAUGGGCAGUGUCACUUUGCUGCUACCUGCUCCAAUCAUGUAGGAGAUUUUAAAUGCACCUGCAACCAAGGCUGGAGUACAACAAAAGACAAUGGUCAUGGAAAAGGAGGAUGUGAGGACUUUGAUGAAUGCGUGUCACCCUCAAUAUGUCCUGGGCAAACUUCUUGUAAAAAUCUGCCAGGGUCUUAUGCCUGUUCCUGUCCAGAAGAUAAUGUAGUGUGCAACAUAACUCAUAAUGAGAGCAUCCUUUACCCAUUUGGAGCAGAGGUCGGCGACAGACAAAUACACAUGGACACCAAAGACGGAAAUUCUCCAUAUAUUCUACCACCGAUAGGGUUUCCAUUCAUGGGGAAAUUAUGUGACAGAAUUUAUUUCUCUGAUAAUGGCCUUGUCCAGUUUCAGUGUGUUGCCGAGAAUGAGCAGUAUCUGUUCCCAGCUCCAUUAGCUCAUGGAUUUCCCACUGAUAUGAAUGUGUCUCUUUUGGCGGUCUUCUGGGAUGAUGUUGACCUCACCCAAGGCGAUGGACGUCUCUUCUACAAAGAAUACCACGAGUCUGAUAGUUCAGAUGUAUACUUCCACAUAGUGUUCAAUCGUACAGCCAAUGAUGUUUCAAAAUUCGAGGGGUUGAGAGGAAAGCCUGCUUUUACGCCUGCUUGGAUCCUCAAAAUAACUUGGGACAAUGUAAUGGCUGUGUCUUUCCAGAACAUCAAUCAGUCAGAGGCUCUGGAAGAUUUGUCCUUCCUGCAAGAAACCGCUGACCAAGGAUCACAGCUGAAGAUUUUGAGGGCUCAGAGAUGGGGCGGUGCCAGGGGCCAUGUCUUUCGAUCACUUUUGGCCAAUAAAUAUGGAUCAGGAAAGAGAUGUGUGUAUGAUCCUGAAGGACCUCUGCUGGCUGGUUACAAUGAGCGGUACUUCUCAGGACACAGUGCCCAGAAACAUAUUGAUAAAGAUCUUCUGCCUUUCCAGUGGUGUUGUAUUGGGUCUCCUCUUUGCCACCUUUAUCUCAAAAAGCGGCCCGUUGACCGGUGCAGUGGUUACAGUUGGGCCAAUUUGGACGGCUCCAAGCUAGCCAAUGGAGCAACACAGGGUCUCGCAAUGGUGUACGGCAUUCUCCAUUUCAUCACCUUCGAUGGGACGGAGUACUCCUUUAAAGCAUUGGGAGAGUUUGUGAUAGUGCGGCUGUCUUCCAACACUGGAUCUAAUAUCUUCACCCUGCAAGGACAGACUGAGCGGCUGCACACACACAAAAAAGGGAGCAUUAACUUCCCAGCGGUGGUACGCAUGGCUUCUUUCCACCAGGGCAUUGGCAAGAUUGAAUGGAGAUGUGCAGAGAAAGGAGAAGGACUGCAGUUAUUUGUAGAUAACGUUGAAAUUUUUGUCACUGUUGGUGUUGUGCACGUAGGAGAGAAAGACUUUGUAGUACGCUGCAUUUCAGUGGAUCGCUGUGCGGCUUUGUAUGCUGGUGGUCUCCAUGUGCUCGUGUGGCGUGUGGAAGGCCGCAACCAACUGGCAGCCAUAGUGGAAGUUCCCCAGACAUUUUACAACCGAACAAUUGGUCUCAUGGGUCUCUGGAGUACGAACCGCUCAGAUGACUUCCUCAUGUCUGACGGCCGGCUUCUGUCUUCAACUGACAGUAACCCGCCCUCAGAAGACGCGCUGCAUCUUUUUGGGCUGUCCUGGGCAGUCCCACAACCAGAAAGCCUACUAUUUUCUUCCUCUCCACUGAAUCCACUUGAAGCGGUCUCUCUCAAAGAACUGCUGGAGGGCUUCAGUCCUGAUGUAGUGGAGCAGCAAAGGAAAAUCUGCCAAGGCAGUAUGCAAUGUGUCCAUGACAGUCUUGCAUCCAGCAGCCCUGACCUAGGGCUUCAAACACUGAAUGCGGAAAAACAAUACCAGAAUUUAGCCCAAAUCUAUGGCAAUACUCCUCCCAUAGUGACAGAACCUACGCUAAUCCAUGCUCAGGUCAACUCUCCUCUCAACAUACGGAUCAUUGCUCAGGAUCCUAAUGGAGAUUCUAUCUUUUAUUCACUACUCUCACCAAGACCCCGGCAGGCCUCCAUUGGCAGUGCUGAUGGAUACUUAACCUGGAUGCCCCCUAACAUCCAACCGGUCAAGUUUACUAUUAAGGUCACAGACAUGCGCUCCAGCUCCUUAUUUACACCCAUUCUACGUAUCUGCAACUGCCUCAAUGGAGGGACGUGCUUGUCUGACAGCGUCAUUGAAAACCACCUUCAGGGAAAGUUCCAGGUGUUGGGGUGUUUAUGCCCGAAAGGGUUCAGUGGCAAGUUUUGUGGAAACAUUGCAGACCAAUGUAAAGGCAAGCCAUGUUUCCGAGGGGUGCAGUGCCAAUCAGAUCUGCAAAAUGGGGACUUUAAAUGUGGGGACUGCCCUGAUAAUACAGUGUCCAACGGAAAGGAGGGAUACAAGUGCUUUAAGCAUGACAUGUGCAUGCCUCCGUAUACCUUCCCCUGCCACAAAGAUGCGACAUGCUCCAGCACCAAGCAAAACUACACCUGCACAUGUAAAUCAGGCUUUUUGGGAAAUGGAUUGAAUUGUACAGAUAUAGACGAGUGUGCUGAGGUGUCAACUUGUCCCAAUGCCAAGUUUGAGUGUAAGAACAUACCAGGUUCUGUCGAGUGCUACUGCAGAUACCAGAAUGAUAAGGACACUGACGGAUGUGGUGACUCUGCCAACCCUCCAGGGGCAAAUGUGUUCACUGUGCUUGUGGAUUGGGGGAGGAACGGGCCGGACGGACUUGAUCAGUUGGUAAACAUCCUGUCUCAAGGCUUUCAGAACAAAUUCUACAAUGCCAGAAAGAUGGACCCAGGACACAGUUCAAGUCCAAAUCAGGUUGAGUAUCGAAUUAAUGUGUCCAGUGAUACACCUCACUGGUACAUCAGAGACUACCUAGCCAGAGUCAGCAGCCGUUAUGACAUCAGCGCCAUAGAAGUUGAUGAUCUGGAUGAGUGUCAGGCCAAUGAGGCGGCAUGUGUGUACCCUGCAGUAUGCACCAACACUUAUGGGGGCUAUAGGUGUGUGUGCAAUGGCACAACUGAUGUAGAUGAAUCACAGUCUUGUGUAUUUGCAGAAAGAGACAACGUUAACAACAAAAAUAUAGAUCUUAUAUUGGGCCUGGUUCUGGGAAUUGGAAUCCCACUGCUUCUCAUUCUGGCUGCACUGGCCUAUUUUUGCUGCUGCAAGAAGACAGUGACUGGAGAUUUGCCACACCUACUGUACGACCAAGUACAAGAAUUGCCCAAUUCUCAACCCAUCAACUACUCUGACCCAACUUUACACUACACGACUCAUUGCAGUCCCAGGAUCAUAGACAACAUCACACCCCGGCAAAGGAACAGAUAGCACAUGCUGAAUUUAAUUUUACAUAAAGCAUGUGUAUGCUUGGGACACACGCAAAAAAUCAUAUUCCAUGCAGACAUGCGAAACAGACCUCAAGCACUUUUGAAGCUGAUGUUUUAUGAUAAAGAUGGAAAACUUAUUUAUAUGGUGAAAAACGAGUAAACCUG